ACUAAACUUAUGUCUUUUUCUCUCUCUCUUAUUCUUGUUCCUAUCCCUUAGGCUAUUCGUGGUUGCUCUGCUUCAACUUUCCAAUACCCUUCACGAGAAGCCAUGACUAAUGGUAAAGAUUUUCUUAGCAAAGUUAAGGAAACAAGUUUGGAAAUAUAUUUUAGGUGUGGGCUUUCAUCAUGGAUAGUUCUCAGGAAAAGGUUGGUCUAGGCUCUACUGCAGCUUCUGCAGAAACUGGAAAAGGGAAGAGCAAGAUAUCAAAGCAUGUUACACAUGGCUAUGACACGGCGAAGGGAAAAUCGGCUCAUCCGAUGGAGGAUUACGUUUUUGCAGAAUUUAAGCAGGUGGAUGAUAAUGAGCUUGGUCUCUUUGCUAUAUUUGAUGGUCAUGUGAGCCAAGAGGUUCCUGAUUAUCUGAGAUCCAAUUUAUUCAACAACAUAUUGAAAGAGCCCGAUUUUUGGAAUGAGACUGAGAAUGCUGUCAGAAGAGCUUAUCAGAUAACUGACGAGAAAAUUUUGAAAAAAUCAGCUGACUUAGGAAAAGGAGGCUCGACUGCAGUUACAGCAAUUCUUAUUAAUUGUCAAAAACUAGUGGUGGCGAACAUUGGGGACUCGAGGGCAGUAAUAUGCCGAAAUGGAAAGGCUAAACAGCUAUCAGUCGACCAUGAACCAGAUGGAGAAAGGAAGGAUAUUGAAGAUCGGGGUGGUUUUGUCACCAAGUUUCCAGGGGACGUGGCACGUGUUGACGGGCAAUUGGCAGUGGCAAGAGCAUUUGGUGACAAGACCAUAAAGGAUCAUCUUAGUUCAGAACCGCAUGUAACCGUUGAGAUGAUAGAUGACGAUACUGAGUUUGUUAUUUUGGCUAGCGAUGGGAUCUGGCAUGUAAUGAACAAUCAAGAAGCGGUGGACUGCGUUAAGGAUGUGAAGGAAGCUCGUGCCGCUGCAAAAGCUUUGAUUGAGGAAGCUCUAAAAAGGAACAGUACUGAUGACAUUUCAGUGGUAGUUGUGAGGCUUCAGAUGUAAAUGUUAUGGAAGAUCACAUCUGCUGCGUGAAUUGUAAGGUUUAAAUCUUGUCAUUUAUACUUGUUUGAAGAUGGAAAGAGUGUUUCUUAGCUGCUGCUUGUGAACCAGUAGAAUCCUUCCUGUUUUGCAUUAGUUUUUACUAAUCAUAUUGCAUCAAGUUCAGCAAAAUAUGGAAGCAUUUUAGCUUUAUGAUCAAUAAAAUUAAAUUUUCAAA
Messenger RNA from Beta vulgaris subsp. vulgaris (sugar beet), 1236 nucleotides. RefSeq names its product probable protein phosphatase 2C 39. Bases 180 to 1022 code for a protein of 280 amino acids. The transcript is spliced from 6 exons. The record is from RefSeq and is a predicted model, not a curated record. Gene Ontology annotation, biological process: protein dephosphorylation. Gene Ontology annotation, molecular function: cation binding; protein serine/threonine phosphatase activity. NCBI's taxonomy places the organism in Eukaryota, Viridiplantae, Streptophyta, Magnoliopsida, Caryophyllales, Amaranthaceae. Gene Ontology annotation, cellular component: cytosol; nucleus.